GUUUUUGAGCAGAAGGAUUUCGAUAACUGCGUAGUACUUAUUCUGGUAUUUGUGCAAUUUACCCAGAUUCAGUGAAAACAAAAUUAGACUUGCUCUGUCAUGGCCGAAAAAUUCUUUCGGGAACUACAGGAUACGAAGGCCAAGGGGGCCCUGUGUGAUGUUAUGGUGAAAGGCGCGGAGGAUUCGUCGGCUGGCAUUCCCUGUCAUCGUAACGUUCUCAGCGCGCACAGUCCGUAUUUCCGCACGAUGUUUACGAAGGGCCUCAAAGAGUCUUCCGAAUCGUUCGUCCAACUAAAGAACAUUUCCACGAGCACAUUGAACGAGCUAAUCAAUUAUGCCUACACGCUGGAAAUCCGGAUCGAUGCGGAUAAUGUUCAGCCGAUUCUAACAGCGGCCCUGUUUCUGGACAUUGGACCCGUUGCUGAUUUGUGCUGGGAUUUUAUGGAAACCGAACUAGCCAUGGCCUUAAUGAUUCAGUGCUUGGCCGAUCGACAUAAUAAUCUAACCUUGGCCGCGAAAGCCAAAACCAUGGUUAUUCGUAGUUUUCAUCAAAUUUCAAAGUGUCCUGACUUUCUGCUUAUCGAUGCAGACAAGAUUGCUGAUCUGAUUACGUCGGAUGAUCUGCGCGUGGACAAAGAGGAUGACGUGCUGGAUGCGGUCCUGCGCUGGCUGGACCACGAUCAAGCCGGACGGAAGGCUUCCCUCUCCGAUCUGCUGCAGUUUGUGCGAGUUGUCUUUUUGGGGCCGGUCUCCUUGGAGAAGUAUUUCUUGGCGCUCUUCAAUGGCCUUAUCAACUCAGCGACUCCCCCUUUGCCACUGCCAUCCGGGAUUGUUAGCGUUCUACCCAACCGUCAAGCAGAGCCCGUCAUGUCUCGUUCUCGACCGCGGGAAUCGUAUGGUUUAUGGAAUGUACGUUGGUGAGCCGGCUUUGGGAAGUGGGGAAUGCACUGACGUGGACGUCUUCAUACCAUCAGUUUCCAGUGUCAUGAGCAUUUCAAGUUUGCCAGACAACAUUAAAGGGGCC
This is a messenger RNA of Paramacrobiotus metropolitanus, 1024 nucleotides long. Its product is annotated as kelch-like protein 2. Gene Ontology annotation, molecular function: protein binding. The record is from RefSeq and is a predicted model, not a curated record. The coding region runs from base 100 to 921 and encodes 273 amino acids. The transcript has 5 exons. Lineage: Eukaryota; Metazoa; Tardigrada; Eutardigrada; Parachela; Macrobiotidae.